UCAGCGGAGACCGGAAGGAGGAAGAGAAGGCCAGAAGCAGGAGCUCAUAGAGAUAGGAAAGGAGACCGGAAGAAGGAAGAGGUGAGGCGCAGGAGCUCGUAGAGAUAGGAAACCUCUAGACUAGCUUUUUAAAAGUAUUGUUUUGUUCUCUGUGUAAACCGCCGUGUGAUCCUAUGACGAAGGGCGGUAUAUAUAUUAAAUUAUUGAUUUAUUUCAUAACAUCUAGACACCUCUUGGUUGUUUUAAAAAAAGCUAACAAAACACCUCGAAGCGGCUAAUAAAAAAAGGCGAGAAUUAGUGAAAAUUUCUGCAUUGCAGAGGGUUGGGCUAGAUGACCCUCGGGGUCCCUUCCAACUCCCCAAUUCUGGGAUUCUUCGGACUUUUCACAAGCCUGCCCUGCUUUCUUGCUUCUGCCUUCCAGCAGAAAAACACGCGCAGCUUUAAGUCCCGCCGGGUCGCUUUCCCUUCACGGGCUCCCGCCAUCGCAGGCGAUAUUACAAGUGCAGCCCCGAAGCAUCCGUGUCCGUGUGGAAACCCCGUCACGUGACCCACGGAGCCUCCAGUCUCGGCGUUUCCGAGUCUAUGAGCGCCAGGGGGCACAUCUGAUGCGCGCCGGAAGCCGCGAAGGGGCGGCGGCGGUGCCUCGCUGGAAGCUGCGCCCUCGUCGCCGUCCGAGGCUCCUCUGAGCUCCUGGUGAGGCUGGCCGGGCUUCUCCCCCCCCCCCCCACCGCCGCUGAGGGACCCUCGUGGGGCGGGCUCUGCCUGCUAAGCCCCUCCGCUGGGUGACGAGAGCCUCGCCCGGGUAAGGGGCUUCUGGCUGCCAAGGGGGGGCUAAGGUUGGGGGGGUCGCAGGCUCCGCGUGGCAAGAGGCCGACCUGUGCGCUCUCUCAGGCCUCGAAAGUACCGCCCGGUCUCUGAGCCUGUGCAGAGUGCCUCCUCUCCCCCCCCCCCAUGGACAAGGGACUGUGAUGCUCAGGGUCCAGGGCUGUUCCCUUCGGUGGCGCAGGCUUGCCAUGGCAGAGGGAGGAGAGGUGCUUCCUGGAAUAUCCUAGAGUUGGAUGGGGACACCCAGAGGGUCAUCUAGCCCAACCCCCUGCGAGGCAGGAUUCUCGACGCCAGUCCUCCCACCCCAUACCAGACCCUGCUUAGCUUUGCAAAAUGUGCCGCAUGUUUUUAUCUACGCCACUAGAAGGCUUACUGAGGGCAUUUGAGCAGCAGCAGCUGGGAACCGUUUCGCGGCCAGUGCCAGAUUUACAUAUAAGCUAAACAAGCUAUCGCUUUAGGGCCCCACUCUCUUGGGGGACCCCAAAAAAAUUAAAGGGGGAAAAACUGGAUGUACAUUUCCAAAAUAUAAGAUAAAAAAACAAAUAAAAUAAAACCUGCAUGUUGUGUAGGCUCAUAAUGGGCCCUGCCUGCUAGCCUGCUCCCUAAAAUAUCACUGGUUUGCUCAUUUCUGUAUCAAUUACUUUGAUAAAAUACAUUUGUUAUGUGCAAAUGGCUUUAGAUACCUAUUAGGUACAUAAAUUACCAUAUAGCAUAUAUUCAACACCAAAAACAGCAACACUUUGUUGUUGACAAAGGACAGCUGGACAUCUAAAGGGCCCCAUUACCUUCAGUAGCUUAGGGCCUCAGCAAACCUAAAUCCAGCCCUGGUUUCGUCCCAGCCAUUUUUAAGUCAGAGGGCUAGCGGUGUCUCUGCCCCCCACCCCAGAUGUUGUCAGACUACAACUAGGAGCUGUUCAACGGUGAAAAGGACUCUCUCGGAAGGCAGCGGACUCACCUUCCUUGGAGGUUUUUAAGCAGCGGUUGGGUGGCCAUCUGCCGUGGAUGAUCUAGUUGAGAUUCCUGCAUUGCAGAGGGUUGGGCUCGAUGACUCUCAGGAUCCCUUCCAACUCUACAGUUCCAUGAUUCUAACUGCCAACGUCCCUGACUGUUGGUUAUGCUGACCUGGGUCUGAUAAGCGGCCAGCAACAUACAGAGAGGCACAGGUUACCCCCACGUCUGUUUUGAAGCUGCCUUUAACUGCCUCCUGUCCAUACAUCCCAACCCAACCAUCUAAAUGUACACAUCUGAAUGUCUAUAAUAUAUGCACCUGCCAGUUUAUGAUUAUGCUUCAUGCAGCUGAGGACGUGGGCUGCGGUGCAUGAAGACUGAUGCCAUAAUACAGUUCAGCCUUUAAGGUGCUUCAAAGCUCUUUGAUGUUUCUGCCAACGCAGUUUGUUAUCUUUUCCAGGAUAAUCCAGUUGCAUCAUGGCUGCCCCAGAUGAGCUCAAGUUUCAUGGUGAGUGUUUUAAUUCCCCUGAGUGAGUUAUGGAUUGUGGCAAGCUUUGGGCACCAGGCUGUGCAGUGUGCUUUCUCUACCCUCCUCAAAACUUCCCUGUUCAUACAUGUCCCACUUACAAGAGCAUAACCUUUGUUGGAUUAUCUACCUUUCCUAUCUCAUUAGUGUUCCAUACCAGGAAUAGUCAGUCUACAGCUCUUGGAAGUGUUAGAAACUGGGACAGAAAAGCUAGGAGCCAAAUGGCUUCUGGGACUUGGGUUGUGGGUGCCAAAAUCGGCUGUGUAGUUGCUACUGGGUGUUUGUGUGGUUCAACAACACUUUUUAUUUAUUAUUUUGAUAAGGAUGAACUAAGUGAUAAGCAAAUCACAUAAGUGACAGAUAGUUAAUGUCACAUUUUUUAGCAAAAAUUGUUAAUAUGUGUUUCAUUUGGUGUUUACAAUAAAAAUAUUGCUACCGUACUUUGGUUUUCAAAACAUUCUACUCUUUAUUGUUAAACUCCUUAAUAUAUUGUCUAUCCUAAAGGCUUCAGAGCACAUACAUUUCAGUAAUCCUCGAGUGUCAGAUAGGCGCAAAAAGCAGCACCCAGACUUGCAGAGGUGUUCGCAAAUGCAGAAACCUUCGGUGCAAAAUGUGCCUGGCGCCCUGCUAAUUUCAAACUCUGGCUCUUGGAGAGUACCCACCCCAUAAGAUAACUUUUGUCCAGCUGCUGAGCACUUGUCUGCUGUUAAGAGGGUUGAAGGAGCAAAGGUUGAACCUUGUAAUGGGAGCAGAAUCCAUUGAAGGCAAUGGGAUUUACAGUGGAAGCCAUGCAUGUCUGUUCAGAAGUAAUCCUAAACACACGGUAGGGAGUAAUCCCCAUGGAACACAAUGGGAUUAUUUCUGAGUAAUCAUGCAUAGGAGUAGCUGUGGUGGGACUUGAACUGGGGCUUUCCUGGCCCACAAAUCAUCAUAUACAGCAUCUCUCUCUUAGGUUCAGGAGAAUAUCAUGAACAGUUUUUAAACUUGUGGAGAAUUUUUGCUUAAUGCAAAAAAGCCCAACACAACGUGUUGUGAGCAGGCUGGAGGUUUUUUUUUGGGGGGGGUGCUGAUUUUUCUUUGGUGUAGAUUGCUCCAGCUGCCUCUGAAGAUAGGUAAGCCUACUUUGAUUUCUCAAGGAAACACAAGUUCUUUGGAAGUAUCCAAGUUUUGUUUCUACCUUAAGCUAGGGUUGCCAUAUUUCAAAAAGUAGAAACCAGGACAACCUAAAAGUUGUUGAGCUUUUUUGGGGGGAAAACCCCUCAAAAAACACAGGUUGAAGCUGGGAGGGAGAAAUGCAGAAGUUCUACUCACUAAACAGUGGGGUCCUAUACCUGUUCUUUCAGAAUUUCAGACAUUGCCUCUGGUACCACAUGAAAUUGUACCUGAAACGCCAGUGUGGUGUGAUGGUAAGAGUCCAGCCUAGGACCUGGGAGACCAGGGUUCAAAUCCCCACUUAGCCACAAAGCUCCCUGGGCCAGUCGCUCGCUCACAGCCUGACUUACCUCAUAGGGUAGUUGUGAAAAUAAAAUGAGGGUGAGGGAGAGCUAUGUACGCUGGGAUAUAAAUGUAAUAAAGCAAAGCAAAGAAUGUUAAAACUAGAGGAAAAAGCCGUCUAGGUUUUUUCACCUCCUCUGUUGGUGGCAUCCUGGGAUUUUAAGCCCCAGAUGAGAAAAUGGUGCAGCAACUGGCUUGGGUAACAAUUUCUUCCAGACAAGUAACUUGGCAGCUCUGCAAUAGGCAGAGCAAAAAUCUACUUUUGCUCACCUGCAAAACUUCUUUCAUUGAGUGUCACGCUAUGGAAGUGCUGUUUUAGCUUUGAGCUACAGCGGCUCUAGAGCGAAAUCUGAUUGUGCUAGUAUUUCUGUCCUGACUGCCUGGCAUAUUUUAUUUUAUUUUAUUUUUUGCAGAAUUUGACGAAGCCAUAGAUUUGCUGGCUGAGAAUGCGGAUGCCACCACUCCUAGCAUCAGUGAGCGGCAAAGCCACACAACCGUAAACAUGUCUUCCGGCUACAAUGAGGAGCCUGAGGCAGAAGAGGAGGAUGAUAAAACAGAGGUGCUGCUGUUUCAAAUUCUGUCCUGUAUGUUGAUUUAUAGCUAGCUGGAGAAGUAGCUGCUUUGCAGCAGGAAGGAAACAUAAGCCUAGCCAAGGGGCUACAUCCUAUGGACCUAGAAGAGAGUGGGAAGGAGAUAACAGGUCAAAUGGGAGCUUUGAUGUAAAGCACAGUGAUUUACAUAGAUAAGGAGGAUAGGAGGCAUAGAAUGCAUAUUACACCUGGUCUGUAGCAGUUGCGCUGGUUCCCUCAUAGCUUCCCAGCCCAACUUAAGGUGCUCUCUCGCAUUUGUGUUGAAAGCCUAGGUAACGGGGCUCCAAAUAGCUGAAAGAAUGCCUCAUUUCCUGUAAGCUUGGGGCUUAAAUUCAGCAGAGAAGGCCCUCCUGGUAAUUCUGUUUUACAGGUUUGGGGGAGCUUGUGAGAUUACCUUCUUGGUGGUAGCUCCAAGAAUGUGGACCUCCCUUUCCACAGAAGUUUGUCUGGCUUCCAAUGUUUACUUUGAAAAGGGAAAAAUUUAGUUUUGUGUCCCUCCUGUAACGUGUUGUAUGGAAUUAGUGUUUUCAGAUAAUGGGUGUGCUUUUUGUUUGUUGAUGUUUUAAAGGUACUCUGUGUGUUUUUAAUAUGCUGUAACCCACCCUGGAACCUUAUUGUGAAGGGUGGGUAAGAAAAACAAUAAAUAACAACACAAUGCGCAUACACACACACACACACACACACACAGAGGGGGGAAGCACUUUGCUGUGUCACCCUACCAAAUUCACUCUUGAGCAGCCAAAAUUCCUAUUGUUCCUUGUGUGAAGAGUAACUGGAAGAAUUUCCAUAAAAAUAAUGUUCCCUAGUAAUUAUAGUCCCUCUCAUAAGUUUCACCCCCACCUCUUAACACACACAACUGCAGCCUGUGGAGUUUCCUCAAAGCUUGCUGAAAGGAGUUCCUGGGAGGAGAAGCGUCCAUGAAAGAAAAAGGUCUUCUUCUUGGAUUUGGAAUGAAGCACUCUGCCUCUUUUUCUUUUCUUUAUUAAAGUAAGAACGCUUAGGGCACGAGGUCAGGAGUUCUAUCUUCGCAAGAGGCCCAGGGGUUGGUUUGUCUCACCCAAAAUAUCUUUCCUGGCCGAGGGCAAAGCAGUAACCUGCAUUCUCAUCCCUGCAGCUCUUGAGUUCCCAGAAGAAGCAAUCCAGUUUCUGGACCUUUGAAUAUUACCAGGCUUUCUUCGAUGUUGACACAUACCAGGUAAGGGAAUUCGUGUAGUUCUAGCUUCAUAGGCACAGCCAAGAAUCAGCCACAGUUGACAAGAUGAGGGAGCGUAGUAACUCAGCUUGCAAGUGACAAGCACAAGACCUGCCGUACAGUUUGCAGGUGGCCCUCCAGCUGUUUUUGGACUACAACUCCCAUCAUCCCUAGCUAACAGGACCAGUGGUCAGGGAUGAUGGGAAUUGUAGUCCCAAAACAGCUGGAGGGCCAAGUUUGGCCACCACUAGGCUAGAUGACCCAUAGGGUCCAGUUCUGUUUCAUGGAUGGAGGCACAACCUCAUGGCUGGCGCAUUUGUAUUGUGCUUUGAGCCUAAUUUGGCUCCAGGAUUCUGCUGUGGCUGAAUUACCACCAUUAUUUUGUUGGGUACAAAUUGAAGAUCUUCCUGAUCAACUGAUAUUUUCAGGAGCUGAAAUCCACAGCGGUGAUGUUCUGACUAUGGGGAUGGAGAUUUCCUAACCAUGAAGUUAGAAUAACGAAUUGAGUUCAGUCUUCCCUCCACCACAAGCAUGCUUGCUUGGCUUUGGGCAACCAUAUUAUCCGUCUUCUCUCCAUACCCUGACAAUGGGGUCUAGUGCAAGGCAUAGAAAUGCCUGUACAAUAUUUCUAGUAGUUCCUGCACCUCCUGAGAUGGGAAGCAAAAAGCCCUGCAUCCUUGCACGUCCCCAUGGGGUCCAUUUUGCUGAGGCAAGGCCUAUUUCUUGUUUAUCAGGUGUUGGACAGGAUAAAGGGGUCGCUGCUUCCGCUGCCAGGGAAAAACUUUGUAUGGCACCAUCUACGGAAUAACCCUGACCUGUAUGGUGAGUACAGAGAGGUUCAGACUGAUGCAGAACACUGCCUCCUGCUUUGCAAAGUCUGGAUUGAACUGUAAACUGUGAUGUAGGACAGAGAAUGCAGCUUGCUCAGCAUCCUGAGAAGCAAGUCCUGAUUAAGCGGGGAGGGGGGUGAUAGGAAUUUUGAGGUCUUAGAUAUAUGGUAGUGUUCAUAAGUCUACCAACCAAGCACGUACAUAGAUCAGCACAGGAUGACCCACCUGAAACCAUUUUGAUUACCAAACUGACCAAAUGUUUCCCCUGCAAGGAGGGAGCCUUCCCAUUGUCUCAGGAAUUGAGUAAUCAGCAUUUUAAUGGGUGGCAGACUAUCAGGAAAUACAAUCAGGAAAGGCAAUCAGAUAACCUGGGGGGGAAGGAAAAACAACAGUCAAAUUUCUGUUUUAGACCGCCUUUUCUGUGAUGUAUGUAUGAUGUUUCUGGGGGUGGUCUUGGUCUACAGGGUGGCAAUUUCAAAAGUCUGUAUAAGGCCUUACGCGCCAUUGUUCUGGGUUCCUCCUCCAUCCUUCGUGUGGUGAGGACCCUGUUGCAGCAGUUCAAUAAAGAUCAGGCUUACUAGCUGCUUUGCUUCUCAAUAUUUUCUGGUUGGCCUCUGUUAUUUUCUCCUACCAAUAGGGAACCUAUGUGAGGACGCUAUAUGGGCUCUUGGAUACCCCAUAAGGGAAAAGGGCAAUUUUUGUUUACAACAGGGGGGUGAAGCUUGCUAGUCAUCUUCCAGAAGUGCAGUCUUCAUUUCCUUGCUCUGUCAUCCCUAAGUACAUACCUUGCAAGUGGAAGGUCCCAGGUCAACCCUGGGCAUCAUCAGGCAAUGGAUGUCUGACCCUGGGAAAAGCCAUGGGGAAUUAGAACUACAUCAGACUUCCCCAGCUUGGUGCCCUACAGAUUCUGCUUCUUCUUCUUUGGCGAUCACUCAUAGCCGAGUAAGAUUGUCUUCCAUGAACACGGUUUUAACAGUGAGUCCGUAAGUGAUUGUGGAGCUCAAUUCUGGAUCCACACUUCCUUCCACAGUGGGGACAUAGGUUUCCGGGUGGGAGUCGAUCACGUUGAGGGUUUGCCAAGCGUGCCUUCCUCUUAGCACAUUUCUCCCUUUCGUCCCGUGUCUGAGCGUCUUCAAAGCCCAUGACACCUUUGGUAAAGGCUGUUCUCCAAUUGGAGCGCUCGCAGGCCAGUGUUUCCCAGUUGUCGGUGUUUAUAGUACAUUUUAAAAAUUUGCCUUGAGACAGUCUUUAAACCUCUUUUGUUGACCACCGGCAUUAUGCUUUCCAUUUUUAAGUUCCGAAUAGAGUAGUUGCUUUGGGAGACGAUAAUCGGGCAUCCGAACAACAUGACCAGUCCAAACGAAGUUGAUGUUAAAAAAGAUUCUUCAUUGAUUCCGAUUCUUUCUUAGACUAUUUGGACUAUAGCUCCUAUCACCCUUGACCCUUGGGCCAAGCUUGCUGGGAUGAUAGGAGUUAAGCCCCAAACAUCUGGAGAACAGCAGGUUGUGGAGGAGGCUGCACUAAAUCGACUGGUAGCCUAGCAAUGUGUUACACUUUUGUGUGCCCAAGGUUUGUUCUUGGGGAAUGUAGAUUUCCCUCUAAGGCCUGCUCUACCAGGUGGCCUCCAGCGUUGUGCUGAGACACCUCCCCUGAGCCCCAGCUCUUUAGUUGCUUCCUUGUUCUGUAUUUGGUAAACGAGUUCACAGUCGGCUCCAUUCUUUGCCCCAUGCUGAGGCAAGAAGUCUGCCCGUCUUUUUUGGUCUUCUAAUGUUGUAUUUCUGCCUCUCGCAGGCCCGUUCUGGAUCUGUGCCACGUUGGUCUUCACGCUGGCUAUCAGCGGCAACUUGUCCAGCUUCCAGGAGAAAAAGGGAAGCCCCCAGUUCCACAAAGGUGAGCAGUCGACGGGGGAGUGUCUCUUGCGAUUUAAGCUUUAUGCAAUCAUAACCCUUUUAUAUAUUGGGUAUUGUUGAAGGCACACAAAGAAUGGGCAAAAGAGAGAUUUUUGGGGGGGGGAGGUAAAAAAUAAGUUGCUCGUUACCUGCAAAAGCUUUUGAGCAAGGUGGCAUGCGGCCUACAAAAAAGCAGGAAACAAGAGCUGUAGUAAUGACUCCUUUCUUUCCUACUGGGGAUGUGUGAGAUUGUUAAAUGGACAGUAUUCAGAAUGCCUAAAUUUUAGCUCCCAGAUAUCCUUAACUUCUCGCAGAGGAGCAAAAGCUCCUUAGCAUAACUUAGUCAUAAAAUGAAUGGAAGCUUUAAAAGUAGUUCUCAGUUAUGAUAGUAAACACAAGAGAGAGGGAAGUGUGUGUGUGUGUGUGUGUGUGUGUGUGUGUGUACACACAUGCACAAAACUCCUUCCCUCCCUCCUUCUUGUGUUUACUUAUCAUAACUGAGAACUACUUUUAAAGCUUCCAUUCAUUUUAUGACUAAGUUAUGCUAAGGAGCUUCUGCUCCUCUUUGUCCCUGCGGGAGGGCAGGCAGAAGGCAAAUAUGUAGUGGCUUGUUCCUGGUAGGGUAAGCCCUGGUUACUGACCCUGCCUGUGCUUUUGCCUUGGAGCGAAUGCUGCUCUUAAUAUUGUUUUCCUUUUCUUCUCUUCCAUAGUGUCCAUUGCCGGAAUAAUUAUCUACUGCUAUGCCUGGCUGGUACCCCUUGCCCUGUGGGGCUAUUUGCAGUGGCGAAAGGGGGUCCAGGUCCAUGUGGACUCCUACACCUUCCUGGAGAUGGUGUGCGUCUAUGGUUAUUCCCUAUUUGUGUACAUCCCCACUGCGGUGAGUAAGGCAAAUGGGGUGGCAGGGAAAAGACUGGUUCAUAUGUCGUUUCUUUUUAGUUUGCAGAGCAUAACGUUCCAGUAGAAAGUGCUCAAAAGUCCUGCUCCGUUGUGCUUUCCAUUAUUAUUAGUAGUAGUAUUAAUAUUAGUAUUAUAUUCAUUCAUUCCCUGCCCAUCUGGCUGGGUUUCCCCAGCUACUCUGGGCGGCUCCCAACAGAAUAUUAAAAACACGAUAAAACAUCAAACAUUAAAAACUUCCCUAAACAGGGUUGCCUUCAGAUGUCUUCUAAAAGUCAGAUAGUUGUUUAUUUCCUUGACAUCUGAUGAGAGGGUGUUCCACAGGGCUGGUGCCACUACCGAGAAGGCCCUCUGCCUGGUUGCCUGUAACCACACUUCUCACAGUGAGGCAACUGCCAGAAGGUCCUUGGAGCUGGACCUCAGUGUCUGGGCUGAACGUUGGGGGUGGAGAUGCUCCUUCAGGUAUACUGGGCCAAGGUCGUUUAGGACUUUAAAAGUCAGCACAAACACUUUGAAUUGUGCUCAGAAAUAUACUGGGAGCCAAUGUAGGUCUUUCAGGACCAGUGUUAUGUGGUCUCGGCGGCCACUCCCAGUCACCAGUCUAGCUGCCACAUUCUGGAUUAAUUGUAGUUUCUGGGUCACCUUCAUUGCAGUAGUCCCAAGUGGGAGAUAACUAGAGCAUGCACCACUCUGGCGAGACAGUCUGCGGGCAGGUAGGGUCUCAGCCUGCGUACCAGAUGGAGCUGGUAAACAGCUGCCCUGGACACAGAAUUGACCCUCACUUCCAUGGACAGCUGUGAGUCCAAAAUGACUCCCAGGCUGCGCAUCUGGUCUUUCAGGGGCACAGUUACCCCAUUCAGGACCAGGGAGUCCCCCUCACCCACCCGCCCCGUUUCCCCCAAAACUGUACUUCUGUCUUGUCAGGCUUCAGCCUCAAUCUCUUAGCCGCCAUCCAUUCUCCAACCACCUCCAGACAUUCACGCAUUCCUCAAGCACUGCUAGUUUUGUGCAGUGGGAUUUCAGCAAUAAGGACCUGAAUUAAAACUCAGAGCUGCCACUGGCUGAGGUCCUGUUUCUCAUGAAGAGUGCAUGAGAUCUUACUCAACUUCCACUUCCUUCAUUCACAGAUGCUGUGGCUGAUUCCUAUAUCCUGGCUGCAGUGGCUGCUGCUCAUCUUUGCAGUGGGUCUCUCUGGCUCAGUUCUGGUUCUUACCUUCUGGCCAGUUAUCCGCUCAGACACCAGGCUGGCAGCUUGCGCCCUGUUGGCUGUCAUUGUUUCUCUCCAUGUCCUUCUGGCUAUUGGUUGCAAGGUAUAUUCUCUUCUCUUCCCACUAAGCUAGGGCAAGGUUUGGAGAGCAAAAUGCUACUUGUGCCGAGAGGGGAAGGAAAAGUAGAGGGAAAUAAGCUGUGUACGAUGCAGCCGCUAGAAAGUCAGAUAUUUCAAAUGAGUUUUUAGCCUUGGAAGUUGCAGAGAUUUUACAGCAGCAAAAAUACUCAGGGCUGGAAACAUGAUGAUGUCAUUGCAUGAUUUUACUAUAUAAUUCUGGGUACCCUGUGGCAAUUUAGUAUUAUGAACAUCUCUAAACCAGCCUUUGCCUAUCUGGUCAUGCAGGCAGGGAGUUGACUGGAGGGCAACAGGUUGACAAAAUCUGCUCUGAACUUACAGUAUUUGAGGUAGCUUUAUACUGGACCCCUGAAAAAAUUGUUAGAAUAUGAUGUAAACAUUGCAUAGUGGAAGUACAGACGUACCUUGGAAGUCGAAUGAAAUCCAUUCCAGAAGUCCGUUCGACUUCCAAGGCGCGGCUUCCAAUUAGCUGCAGGAGCACCCUGCAGUCAAUCGGAAGCCGCGCUGGACAUUCGGCUUCCAAAAAUCAUUCACAAACCAGAACAAUCACUUCCGGUUUUUGAUUGCUCGGGAGCCGAAAGGUUCAGGUUUACAGGUGUUCGGCUUCUCAGGUUCCACUGUAUAGAUAAAGUAAUUCUAAUUAUAUCAUAGUGCUCAUUGUGCCCAAAAUUAUGAGGAACGGAACAGGCAUUUGAUUAAGGCUGUGAUUUACCGUUGAAAUCUUUCUAGCAACUGUUCCAGCACUUUUAAGGCCCAACUAAAUGUUGGUUGGGAGCAAGAUUUUGAGCUCAUCAGAACUUUUCUUCAGACUGGUUGGACCACCAGGGGUGGGGGAAAUGCUGCCAGAUAUAACGGGAACGACAUUUCUGGUGCAAAAAGACCUCCGCUUGUGACGACAUCCUGGGGUGAAUGGAGGAGUAACGAUUGCUCUCGCUUUGAAGAUAGCAGCCAUUUGGUUUUUCCGCUGAUGUACCUGCAAACCAGAGCUGGGGGCGGGGGGGCUUUCUCUGUAUGAAAGCUGCAUGCUGGUAGUGAGUGGGACUUGCCAUAGCACAACGUAAAUCGGAUUUAUGCGACACAUCUCUAUCCAGGCAGGCUAGAAGCAUCAACCCAGUUAAAUCCAGACAGGAAUAUGCACGGAGAUUAUGCAGCAAGAUUGGUGAGGGUCGUGAUCCGGGGAGGGAAAUGGUCAAGGAAGGAGGCAGCAAGGAGAAGCCUGGAAGGUCCCUGAACCCUGGGGUGUAAGCUACACCUUUGAUGUGGAUUUUAAUGUAAUUAAUGCAUAUAUUGGUGCUGCUCGCUAAUUUGCAGCACAGUGGGAAACGUAUAUGCUGUGUCAGCAGAAGCCGAAUUUGUAAAUGACGGAAUAUGGCUGGAACAGUGAAGUUGAUAAAGUCUGUAAGAUCCCAGAGUGUUACUUGUAUACAUCUAGACCAGACUACUGCAAUGCUGUUUAUGUGAGGCUGCCUCUGAAUAGGGCUCAGACCAGGAGUCGGCAAGGUUUACCUCGCCUGGGCCAGUUCACUCCAGCAGAGUUCCCUCCGAGGGCUGGAUUGUGCGCACGGGGUUGCGAUUUCCGGCGCCUGUGCAGAUGUGAUUUUCAGCGUCUGAGCAUGCACAGGCGCUAUUUUCAGCACCAUGGAAGUGAGUUCCUGCGCCAGUUUAGCACAGCACACAGGGACUCGGUUUAGGGGCAGCUCAUGGGCCAGUUAAACAACCCCCAUGGGCCGUUUGUGGCCCAUGGGCCUUAGGUUGCUUUCCCCUGGCUCAGACCCUUGCCCUUGUGCAAAAUGCAGCAGACUGGGUACCUGCAGGGGCUGGGCUCUUAUAUCAGAGUAAUAGGUUCCAUGAAUUGCACUGGCUGCUUGUUGGCUUCCAAACCCAAUUCAAAGUACGGAUCAUAACUUCUAAAGCCCGGAACAGUUUGGGACCAAGUUUGGGCCAUUUUACCCGUACGGGGCUGCCAGGCCUUGAAAUCGGCUACAGAGCCUGUGCCUGCAGAUUCACCACAAGGUAGUCAGGCUGGAGGGUGCAAAAUACGGUUUUUUUCAGCGACAGCCUCUCAACUAUGGAACUCCCUUCCUCAAGAGAUACGUUUUGCUCCCUACUCGUCUUAAGCAGGCCCUAAAUAUAUUUUCAGUCCACCCGAGAAAACUGGGGGGAGUUUUUAAUUGAAUAUUACACUCAGUGUAGUAUUGGGAUUGUUGGCUGUUUGUGAUUAUUUGUUUUUUGCUAGUUUCAUAUUUUUAGUCUUAAUUUGUAGGAUUUUAAUAGGUUUUUAAACAUUUUAUACUUCCUUGAUUGUGAGCUGCUUUGAGAAUACUUUGGGUUUUGAAGAGAGACAAAUGUUAAUAAAUAUUAGUAUUAAUAUUCUAACAUUCCUUAAAAGCUUGGUUUAUUUGCUUUUUGCUGUCUUUUCGUUUUAUAUUUUUAAACUUCAAAGUCUAUUAAGUACAACAUAAGAAAAAUAAAUGAGCUGUUUUGCAGCUAGCCCCCCCCAAUCCAUUUUUUCCUUUGUUAAACUCCCUUCACUUUUGUCUUGUGUUUUCAUAUAGUUUUAGGCAUGUUAUAAAAAAAUACAGUUGGCGUUACAGUGUGGACUUUUCACAUGCAUGCAUUUCAAGGUUCGGAAAUGACACUGUAGGCUGAGACAGAGGUGUGCAAUGUGCUCAGGAUUAGUCACAUUCUGCCUGCAACACUGAACUUAAAUGAGAACUCUUAAGCAAACUCUAUGGCCCCACCUUGGUAGUGUCAAUACAAACUCCACAGCCAAGAUCCAACAAGGAUGUGGAUUAUUGUUCUUACGCACAUGCCUCAGGGCUGGUUUGGACAUCCUGUACAAAGCUCUCGUCUAAUAAACAGGGAAACAGUUAUAGCUGGAUAUCCAGCCUAACGUGGGAUGGGGGGGGAUUAAAUUACCCAGCUAAAAUGAAUCCAGCUUUCCCACUUACAUUUCAAGAAUUAGUACAUGCCGAUUGCAAAUGUACAGAUUUACUGUCUCACUAUGCUACCCUAGGAAAAUUCAGUUUCUUAAAGAAAACUUUGUGCUCUAGAGAAUGGAGUAUUAUUUAUACUUCUUCUGCCAUUUGCCAAACUGGAUUAGGAUGGUAACAAGAGAAACAGUUACACAAUGUUUCCAAACCUGAUUCCCCCGGCCCCGGCAUACUGACAAAUCUAUGUAUUUUUGGCGCGUGCAGCUAAGCCUUGAAGAAACAGGUACUGAACAGUUUCUCUGUGAAACGUAAAAUAAAUGGUAAUGCUUGCUCCCUCAGCAACUUGCAGAACAGGGAAGCAGGCACAUCCAGUGGGCUACUCUAGAGAAUAUAUGGCAUCUCCAGCCCUUAAUAUAAGACCUUGUUUUGCCAUUAACUUGGUAGCAGAAAAGUAGCCCAAAAACAAUUUGCCACGGGUCAUGUAUUCAGUUUGAGACACACAGGUUUUGCUUUUGCUUGUUUGCUUUCAGGUUUUGAUUAAACCAGAGUAUUCUUAAAAGUGCAGUCACUGAGUUUUCAAAUUAACUUGUUGAUUCUAGGUGGAGGGAGGCAAGCCUGCUUGAUUUCUACAGCUGAUUAAUUUUCUUCUCUUUGAAGCUGUAUUUCUUCCAGAAUGCAACCGGCACACCUUCUCAUCCCACGCCAGCUGCUCAUUUCGGCAGAAGCACACCGCCUCACCCGGCCAACCACUCCAACUCGCAUAUGUGAAAGGCAGCUGGUAAGAACUUCUGGCCAUCCCGUAAGGCAUGCAACAGAUGCUAAAAUGCUGCUGGGUGUCAGAUAUUCUUUGUCAAAGCGCCCACUGCUCCCCAAUCCCCACCCCUACCAAUGGAAGCAUAGGAACUAAUGUGCUUCUGGGAGAGGUAACAAGGGGUUGGCAUCUCUCAUCUUUCUCCCUUAGUGCAUGCCCUACUUACAAGACCUAACAUCUCUGUUGCAGACACUUUCAUCAUGAAUGUCUGGCCUCAGGGAAAGCCCAUGGGCGAAGGACGGUGCACACUCAUUCAAGAGGCAAGGAGACACCUGAGCUGGAACAGGGACCAAGCUGCAUCACCUCACCAUUUCAAGACUUUUGUUGUCCUACUUCAGCCAGCCAUGUCACAAAGGUGCCCAAUUUGGAAAGAACCCGACUUUUGGAAACAAAUUUAAAGGCCUGGCUGUUAACAUCACAAAACGUUACUUGGGGUGGAUGCAGCUGCCUUUUGCUCCUUCACCACAGGAUGGGCCUGCAGUCCUGAGAGGGCUGCAGAAAGCGACUGCAUGGAGUGAUUAUCUAUUGUUCCCCUUCCAGUUAAAUCUUUGGUAACGGCGGGAUGUAGCAGAGUCAGCUGAUGGCUGAGACUUUUUAGAUCCUCGGUGAGUAAGGGUAGAUGAUCAGGAAUAGAAGUAAGAGCUUCUUUGGAGGGAAGCUUGAAUGAUAGGGAGGUUGAGCACUUCAGAUUACUUUGAUUUAGUUUAGCUACUUGAUUUUGUUUUCUAUGGAAAGCUAAUUUAAAUAAAACUGCCUUUUAAGAGGA
Molecule: messenger RNA, 15043 nt
Organism: Podarcis lilfordi (Lilford's wall lizard)
Lineage: Eukaryota; Metazoa; Chordata; Lepidosauria; Squamata; Lacertidae
Source: the annotation of a GenBank genome assembly